AUGUAUCCUGCUCAAGCGCAUAUAAUCAAGACAUUCAACAAGCUCAUCGAGCUUCUACCGGCCUCAGACCGCGCCAAGCCUCAAAUCAUCCUCAUUCCAGGGGCAAUAACUCCUUUCCGGAAUGACACAGACCGUGAGCUGAGCUUCCGGCAGGAAUCUAACUUCUACUACCUCUCCGGAUGCGCCGUCCCGUCCUCGUACCUCCUCCUCACCUUCCAGCAUGGUACCUCGCUCGCGGAGCAGCCCCUCACGCAACUCUUCAUCCCGAAGGUGGAGCUCGCCGACCUCAUGUGGUCCGUGGCACCGCCAUCGGCGGAGGAGGCAACCAAGCUCUACCAGAUGACGCGCGUACAGUACCUCGGCGAGCUCUCGAGCGCGAUCAAGGAGCAGAUGAAGGCGUACCCCGGCGCGACCUUCCAUAUCCUCCCCGCGGGCUCGCCCCUAUUUCCGAUCCUCCCGGCGCAGUACACGGCUCUCGUGCUCCCGCCGCAUGCUCCGGCGACAGACGACUACCUUCUGCCUGCGCUGCACCGUGCAAGGCUCACGAAAGAUGCAGAUGAGAUCGAGGCGAUCAGGCAGGCGAAUGCGAUUAGCUCUCGAGCACACGAAGUCGUUAUGCGUGUCUUGGGCCAGGGCGUGCGCGGGGCGAUCAAGGCGGGCAAUGGUGCCGGUGUCGACAGGCCGUUCCUGCCUAACGAGUGGCUAAUCGAGAAGGAGGCAGAGGCAGAAGCACUGUUCGUUGCCUCUUGUCGGAGAGAAGGAUCUGUGCAUCAGGCGUACCUCCCCAUCGUCGCGGCAUCGACCCGUGCAUCAACACUUCACUACUGCUGCAACGAUCGCGAAUUCGCUUGGGGCCCCGUCGGUCCGCAUGAUCACCAGAACGGCGACUGCCUCGCGCAUGGCGAGGGUCGGCAGCUGAACCCUCAAGUCCUUCUCAUCGACGCUGGGUGCGAAUGGGACUGCUAUGCAUCCGACAUCACCCGCACGAUGCCCGUUGGAAAUGGCGGGAAGUUCACGCCCGAAGCACGGGCGAUCUACGAGCUCGUCCUCGAGAUGCAAAGGCUCUCCAUGGACGCGCUCAAGCCAGGCGUCCACUGGGAUGCCAUCCAGCUGCUCUGCCACCGGACGCUCGUGCGCGGCUUCCAGCGGCUCGGGAUCUUCAAGACGCCCAGCUCGCCCGGCUCGGGCUCGUGGAACGCGGAGGAGGCGAUCGUCGCGAGCGGCGUGAGCACGGCGUUCUUCCCGCACGGCGUGGGCCACUCGCUCGGGCUCGACGUGCACGACGUGCCGAGCGCGAGUAAGCCCGAGCGGAACGAGACGGUCGGAAAGGGCGUCGAGCUCGGCCAUGAGUCAUUCUAUGCGUACCUCAGGCUGAGGCUGCCUUUGGAGGAGGGGAUGGUGGUGACGGUCGAGCCCGGCAUUUACUUCUCUCCUCAUCUUCUGGCUCCGGUCCGCGACUCGAAGCAUAUCGAUUACGAGGUGUUGAAGCGAUACGAGAGUGUCGGGGGCGUCCGGAUCGAGGACGCCGUGGUCAUCACCAAGGACGGCUAUGAGAAUUUGACGACCGUGCGGAGUGACACCGACUGGAUUGAGGGCGUAUGCUCUGGGCUACUGUGA
This is a messenger RNA of Rhodofomes roseus, 1617 nucleotides long. RefSeq names its product Creatinase/aminopeptidase. The transcript has 8 exons. NCBI's taxonomy places the organism in Eukaryota, Fungi, Basidiomycota, Agaricomycetes, Polyporales, Fomitopsidaceae. Gene Ontology annotation, molecular function: metalloaminopeptidase activity; manganese ion binding. Bases 1 to 1617 code for a protein of 538 amino acids. The record is from RefSeq and is a predicted model, not a curated record.